GCCGGCCGCGGCGGGGGCGGCGCUGACAGGUCCCGGGCGGGGCGAGCGGGCCCGUGCCGGGGCCUGAGGCCGUAGGGAAGAUGAACACCCUCCUAGAGCAGAAGGAGCAGCAGGAGAGGCUGCGCGAGGCCGCGGCCUUGGGGGACAUUCGGGAGGUGCAGAAACUGGUGGAGAGCGGGGUGGAUGUGAACUCGCAAAAUGAGGUCAACGGCUGGACCUGUUUACACUGGGCAUGUAAACGCAAUCACGGCCAGGUAGUCUCUUACCUGUUAAAAUCAGGAGCUGACAAAGAGAUUCUCACCACGAAAGGAGAAAUGCCAGUCCAAUUGACAUCAAGGAGAGAAAUCAGGAAGAUCAUGGGAGUGGAAGAUGAUGAUGAUGAUGAUGUUGAUGGCAGCCUCCCCCAGCUGAAGAAGGAGUCAGAACUGCCCUUUGUUCCCAACUAUUUGGCCAACCCAGCCUUCCCUUUUAUAUACACCACCACAACAGAGGAUUCAGCCCAGCUGCAAAAUGGCGGCCCCUCCACACCCCCUGCAUUGCCCUCUGUGGAUGGCUCGCCCCCAUUGCUCCCCUCUGGGGAGCCUUCCCUUCUAGGGGCCUUUCCGCGGGACCACACCUCUCUGGCACUGGUUCAGAACGGUGAUGUGUCUGCCCCCUCUGCCAUACUCAGAACACCAGAAAGCACAAAACCAGGUCCUGUUUGUCAGCCACCCGUGAGUCAGAGCCGUUCCCUGUUCUCUUCUGUCCCGUCCAAGCCACCAGUGUCUCUAGAGCCUCAAAAUGGGACAUAUGCAGGACCAGCGCCAGCAUUCCAGCCAUUUUUCUUCACUGGAGCAUUUCCGUUUAAUAUGCAAGAGCUGGUACUCAAGGUGAGGAUUCAGAACCCAUCUCUUCGAGAAAAUGAUUUCAUUGAAAUUGAACUGGACCGACAGGAGCUCACCUACCAAGAAUUGCUCAGAGUGAGCUGCUGUGAGCUGGGUGUUAAUCCAGAUCAAGUGGAGAAGAUCAGAAAGUUGCCCAAUACUCUGUUAAGAAAGGACAAAGAUGUUGCCCGACUCCAAGAUUUUCAAGAGCUGGAACUGGUUCUAAUGAUAAGUGAAAAUAAUUUUCUGUUCCGAAAUGCUGCAUCCACACUGACUGAAAGGCCUUGCUACAACAGGAGAGCUUCAAAACUGACUUACUAAUGCAGCAGGGACUUUUAUCACUGAGGAUUGUGACGGUGUGUGUCACCUCUGGGCCAAGGACAAGCCAUUGAUCCAAAUCAAGGCUGGUUUUCUAUACUUCUGCCUUGGAUGCCUGGGAGGGCCCUGGUGCCACUAAGUAGUGUACACUAACACCGUCUGCCAAGGUAGGAAGCCCCUGACCCCCAAGCAGUGGUGCCACUCUUCCAUGCCUCUUGGUGCACAAUAAACCUGUCGCUUGAAGCAUUGAACAGCUGAGAAGUGGUCUGGAGAGGCGGGAGCCAAAGGUUUCUAUAUCCAGUGGGCUUUAUGUGUAGAAUGUGAGAGAGUUGUCUCAGCAGAAGACGAGAGUGGAGCCUAUUUCAAGCCUCUCCUGUUGACAGUGCACCUGAAGGGCUAGGAUGCGCUGUUCCUGGUGUUGCAUGCUCACAACUCCUGAAAUGUGAACUAACCAGAGAGGAAACUUGGGUACUAGACAAAUGAAUUUUAGUGUGACUUGUAGCUGUGAGGUUUCAUAUAACGUAUUUAUAAAUGUUACUCAGGUUAAAAGUAUUUAAGAAUACAGUUACCUAAUUGUAAAUAGGCUGUUAACCAAAAGAGCCUCCCCUCCCCGGCCCUUCCUCUGUAACACUCAGCCUGAUUCUCUGUCUCUAGUCUGCCUUUGCCCAGUCGCCUCCGCAUUAACUCCCCUUCGUGGUCACUAGAGGGCUCUCUGAUGCUUCCCAAAAGGGUAGCCCCCUUUCCACUCUGAAGCGGUUCCUGGUAUCUAAAUGUUUGAUUGCACGGAAGAGAAGAGCACAAACAUUGCCUUGCCGGUCCCUGUUCUCCACUUUCAUUUUCCACUAGAAAUGAAAAGCAAUUUUUGAGACUGAAUCUGUUGCUCUUUUAAAGGUUAUUGUGGGAAACUGAGCUAAAGGAGUUAGCAUCUUUAUUUUUGUAUUAAAGAUAAAGGUUAUUUUGGAAUUAUUAGGAUUUUUACACAACUCCAAAAUCUGUUGCUUUUGUAAACAAAGUGUUUGAUCUAGGUAUGCCCCUGUCCCCCCUCACCAAUCUACUUAACAAAGCCAGUUGUGGGUCUACCAGACUUUGUUCUGAAGUAAAUGGAAAAAAAAAAAAAUCCUGAUCAAACUCUUGAGCAUAAAAUUCUUUUUAAAGAAAGCACUGAAGGAUUCUUCUCCUUCCCUUCAGUGUCGUUAAGGUUAAAAGAAAAGCCACUGUCUUGUUGAAGCCAACAGUUUUCACUUUAGAGUUAAACACUAGCACACUUAGACAAACAGAAGAAAAGCGCGGGGACUCGAAGCCAGCUGUUGAGGAGCAUCCCUGCUGUCUUAAGAAGCUUUUUCCCCAUAGUGCCUAUAGUUUCCAAAGAAACUGAACUUCCUAACCGUUAACUUCAUUUAUUGGAACACUACAGCUGAGUGAGAACGUGCAGAAGACGUCAAUGGGAGAGAAUGUUGUGCUAAGAGAACGACCUCCUGCUGCUGCCUAAAUGCUGAGACAAGGUUGAGGUGUUUCUCGGGGCCAACUUCAUAGAGUCACUCAAUUUAGUGACUUAAUUUAUUCCACCAAUUACUGAUGGUGUCUUACCCUUGUAGGGAGUGUAUGCAUGGCACAGUGAAGGUGACUUAUUACCCCCUUUCUCUAAGUGCUUUAAGGAAGAAAGCGCCCCUGUGUUUCAAUCAGAAGCCAGUUUACCUAGAGGUACUAGCCUUUUUUUUUUUUUUCCUUUGCUUUGAAAAAAGUCACAUUUUACUUAUAGAAUUAAGGCUGGUUCUCUCCUGGGGGAAAUUAAUUCAGUAUUAAUUCAUGUCUGAGUUACUAGGGUUACAACUCUUGUAGCCAUCCAGAUUUAGAGACUCUCAGAAGCAGCGAAGCCCCUGUCUGGGAGGUGGGCUACAGAGGGGUGGCCUGGUCCUACCAGGAUAUCUCCCAGCUUAGAAACAGGCGAGCAAUGGUCUUGGUGUCUCAGGUGGCUUUGCUCUGCACUGUCUCUGUUCUCCUUUAUAAGGUCCUCUGUUGUCUAACAGACUCCUGCCCCCGGCAGUGGGGUAAGACUGCACAGUUGCUGGUAGGUGAGUUUAAAGUCUUAAUCUAUGCAUUCAGAGAAAUAUUUUUCUAUGCUUUGUGUAAUUUAUAACAAAGGUUUUUUUAGCUUUGUUAACUGUGAAUUCACCCCUCUCCUCCACCGCAUGUUUAAAGCGUGUCUUCACACAUCGUGUGUAAACAUUCACCGGAGAGUUUUUUCUUUAUGCAUUGCUGACUGUUCAAACAUAACAAAUGUUAUUAAAAUUAAAUAUUAACUGAC
Molecule: messenger RNA, 3486 nt
Organism: Loxodonta africana (African savanna elephant)
Lineage: Eukaryota; Metazoa; Chordata; Mammalia; Proboscidea; Elephantidae
Gene: ANKRD40
Product: ankyrin repeat domain 40
Exons: 5
Coding region: 81-1184 (367 amino acids)
Molecular function (GO): protein binding
Source: RefSeq, a predicted model, not a curated record